ACGCUUAAGCCUGUACACGCACCUUCGCACCAGGACGCCAGGCAUCCGGCUCGCGCCACACUCGCUCACCGAACUACACUUCCCGGCUUUCCUUGCGCAGCCGUGACACUCUUUGGACCGCGAGUGCGGAUCGGGGUUUCAACAGCUGCUUCUCUCUUCCUCGGACCCGGCCCUGGACCUGUCUCCAGACUCGAACACGGCUCCACCAUGGAGGAGGCGGACCGAAUUCUCAUCCAUUCCCUGCGCCAGGCCGGCACGGCAGUUCCUCCAGAUGUGCAGUCCCUGCGAGCCUUCACCACUGAGUUGGUCGUAGAAGCUGUGGUCCGCUGCCUGCGUGUGAUCAACCCUGCCGUGGGCUCUGGCCUCAGCCCCCUGCUGCCUCUGGCCAUGUCUGCCCGGUUCCGCCUGGCCAUGAGCCUGGCUCAGGCUUGCAUGGACCUGGGCUAUCCCCUGGAGCUUGGCUAUCAGAACUUCCUCUACCCCAGUGAGCCUGAUCUCCGGGACCUGCUUCUCUUCUUGGCUGAGCGUCUGCCCUCUGAUGCCUCUGAGGAUGCAGAUCAGCCUGCAGGUGACUCAGCUAUCCUUCUCCGGGCCAUUGGCAGCCAGAUCCGGGACCAGAUGGCCCUGCCCUGGGUCCCACCCCUCCUUCGCACUCCCAAGCUGCAGCACCUCCAGGGCUCAGCCUCCCAGAAGCCUUUCCACACCACCAGGCUGGUCAUGCCUGAGUUGAGUUCCAGAGGAGGUACGGAGCCCCGGGAGUUCCAGGCAAGUCCUCUGCUGCUUCCAGCCCCCACCCAGGUGCCCCAGCCUGCUGGGAGGGUGGCCUCACUCCUCGAAUGUCAUGCCAUCCAGCUCUGCCAACACAGGGGCCGGGACCGCCCCGGGGAUGAGGACUGGGUCCAACGGGCACCCCGCCAUCCCACCCAGGAAGAUACACGGGCUCAGCGGCAGCGGCUGCAGAAGCACUUGGCCGAGCAUCUCCACCAGGCCUGGGGCCGACUGGGGGCUCCGCCACAGGCCCGAGACCUGGGAGAGCUGCUGCAGGCCUGGGGUGCUGCAGCCAGGAUGGGUGCCUCCAAGGGCUCCCGCUUCACACACUCAGAGAAGUUCACCUUCCAUCCAGAGCCCGAGGUCCAGGCAGCUCAGGUGUCUGAUAUGCCAGUCACCUCCCAGCAGCCUGAACAAGACACAAGGGCAGCUCAGGAGCAGGAGCUGGAGUCUCUUCGGGAACAGCUGGAGGGAGUGAACCGCAACAUUGAAGAGGUUGAAGCCAACAUGAAGACCCUGGGAAUCAGCCUCAUGCAGGUGGAGACGGAGUGUCGGCAGAGUGAGCUCAGCACAGCAGAGCGUGAGCAGGCCCUGCGCUUGAAGAGCCGGGCAGUGGAGCUGCUUCCCGACGGGACUGCCAACCUCGCCAAGCUGCAGCUUGUGGUAGAGAGUAGUGCCCAGCGGGUCAUCCACUUGGCGGGUCAGUGGGAAAAGCACCGGGUCCCUCUUCUGGCUGAGUACCGCCACCUCCGAAAGCUCCAGGAUUGCAGAGAGCUGGAAUCUUCUCGACGGCUGGCAGAGAUCCAGGAGCUGCACCAGAGUGUUCGAGCAGCUGCCGAAGAGGCCCGUAGGAAGGAAGAGGUCUAUAAGCAGCUGGUGUCAGAGCUGGAGACCCUGCCAAGAGAUGUGUCCCGGCUGGCCUAUACCCAGCGCAUCCUGGAGAUUGUGGGCAACAUCCGGAAGCAGAAGGAAGAGAUCACUAAGAUUUUAUCAGAUACAAAAGAGCUUCAGAAGGAAAUCAACUCCCUGUCUGGGAAGCUGGAUCGGACAUUUGCUGUAACUGAUGAGCUCGUGUUCAAGGAUGCCAAGAAGGAUGAUGCCGUUCGGAAGGCAUACAAGUAUCUAGCUGCCUUGCAUGAGAACUGCAGCCAGCUCAUCCAGACCAUCGAGGAUACAGGCACAAUCAUGCGGGAAGUUCGAGAUCUUGAGGAACAGAUUGAGAUGGAGAUGGGGAAGAAGACGCUCAGCAAUCUGGAGAAGAUCCGCGAGGACUACCGAGCCCUCCGCCAGGAGAAUGCUGGCCUCCUCGGGCGGGUCCGGGAUGCCUGAGGAGCCCCCAGCACCUGUCUGCUCCCAGCCUGGCCUCCAGUGGGGAGUUGAGAUGUUGGGGGCGAUAGCCAAGGGCUUGCCCUAGCCAUUCCCUCUGGUGGCUGCGCAGCUCCUCUUGCUACGGCCUUGGCCCCAGACCCCUGCCCACCUGACCCCCACCCUUAUCUAGGGUGAUCAUCUAGAGCAUGGAAACUCAGCUGCAGUUUAUUGGAGAGGGUACCGGGGUUAAGACCUUGGAUCCCAAAUAAAUGAAGGGCUCUGUCUGCA
Canis lupus familiaris (dog) is the source of this 2364-nucleotide messenger RNA. It is a transcript of the gene CCDC22, whose product is annotated as coiled-coil domain containing 22. Gene Ontology annotation, molecular function: cullin family protein binding. Gene Ontology annotation, biological process: positive regulation of ubiquitin-dependent protein catabolic process. NCBI's taxonomy places the organism in Eukaryota, Metazoa, Chordata, Mammalia, Carnivora, Canidae. The transcript has 17 exons. The record is from RefSeq and is a predicted model, not a curated record. The coding region runs from base 208 to 2097 and encodes 629 amino acids.